Messenger RNA from Durusdinium trenchii, 2014 nucleotides. The record is from the annotation of a GenBank genome assembly. Lineage: Eukaryota; Dinophyceae; Suessiales; Symbiodiniaceae.
UACGCACCUACUUCAACUUCUGGUUCAUCCUGGUCCACCCUACUCCACCCUAUCCAAACCCUCCACAAACACACCUUCAGCUGGUGCCUUCCAACAUGGCAGAUGAGCCUUUGCUUGUGGAGGAGCCAGGCCCGGUGCAUGUGGCUGCUCAACAGGGCGAUGUGGGCCUCUUGCGCUCGAUGUGCGCGGAGAGCUUGCGGCAGACAUUCCGGGGCACCACGGCCUUGCACCUGGCGGCUGCCAGCAACCAGCUACGGGCCAUGGACGUCCUGUCGCAGGCCUUCCAGGAUGUGGACGCGAGGGACGCGCGGCAGCGGACGCCGUUGAUGCACGCGGUGGCGGCUCGGGCACCCGAGGCAGUGGUUUGGCUGGCCAAGAGGAGGGCAGAGCUCGGGGCAGUCGACUCGGAUGGCCUCAGCCCGCUGCAUUUGGCGGCCACCACCAGCGGCGGCUCAGGCGCUGCAGCGAGCGGCGCGUCGAUGGCAGCGCUGCUGGCGACGCUGGGCGCUCCGGUGGAGCUGAAGGACGCUGAAGGGAGGACGGCACUAGGUGCUGCCGUGGAUGCGAACCGCUUGGAAGUGGUCGAGCAGCUGGUGCUCUCGGAUGCCUUGCUGGGCAGUACCCACCCCGCUGAGAUCAAGCGUGAGGCGCUCUUGCGCACUGGCGGCGGCGGCGGCGGCUGGGUACGGCGAUGUUUGGAGCAUCAGGUGGGCUGCCACCAGCUCCUGCCAGGCCAGUUUGGCUUCUUCAGUUGUGGACCUCCACAACCUUGUGGUUGCGGGCCCGAGCAGGUGCAGACCCAUCCACGGGAGCUCUCGCUGCUGUCGGGCGUCUUGGCGCUGCUGGGUGCCUGGAGGCUGCUGAAGCUGGAUCUGGAAGGUGAUGCUGAUGAGGUGACUGAGAUCCUUUGCAUUAUAGCCAUGGGCUGCACGCUGGCAGGCUACGUGUGCUUCUUCAUGGCCGCCUGUCGUUCCGCGGCUCCGGCGCCCGGCGCAGCACCGGAGAUGCCCGGCGCGGAGGAAGGUUACGAGCUGGCACUGCGGCAUGCGGCCGCUGUAACCUGGAACAGCCCGGAAGAGCUCUUCCAAUGGUGGGGCACCAAGGCGCCGAUGAUCCACGAGCUGAGAAUGCUGGGCCCCGAGCGGUCCAAGUUCUGUUCAGCGACGCGGCGCAUCGUGCCUGUCUUCGACCACUACUGCGCCUUCCUGCGAAACUCGGUGGGCCAAGGCAACUAUGGGGCCUUCUUCGGCUGCAUCUCUCUGGCAGUUUGCACGUGCAUUUGUUUGGUUUGGGCUGCAUGGCGCCUGGACUGUCUAGUGCUGGUGGGCUUUUAUGUGGCGAUGGCACUGGCACCGACAGUGCUUGUGGCCUUUCACAUAGCGCUGAACUGCUUCGGGUUGACGACCUGGGAGAUGCUUCAAAUCAGCAAGCAGAGGCCGGUGCCUUACUUGCUGGACGAGCAGGGCCAAUAUCAGAACCCCUACGACCGAGGCUUCCUCCGCGUCUCGGGAGACGACAGACGGACCGGUGAAACGGAACGUGGACCCAUCGGAUUCAUCGGAACUCCAGUGAGAGAAUACGCCACACUGGUUCAUCGCCGGGUUUACUUAAGUGCAUGGCUGUCCUGAAACAGAGGACAACAAAGAACAUUGCACAUUUUCAUGAUGGCACUCGCUUCGCUAUCGGAAUCAUGUUGAAGGUCUUUACGAAGCUUUAGGUGGGUUUACGGGUCCUGCCAGUCGAAGUUGGAAUGGGGGCACUCAUGCCCCACCAUGCCAAGUAUUGGAAAAUAUUUGAGGCAUCUAAGCAUUUCAUGUGGUGAUACUAAUACAUAAUAAGUUGACAAGCAUCGGAGAUCUCGCCUUGCCUUACAUCCUUCUUUCGAAAAAAGCAACGCACAGGCUGAAGACAGACUUGGAACCGAGGCAACUUGCUUGCCCGACUGCGGGGCGAGGACGCGGUGUCCUCGGCUUGCGAGUGAAAAGAGGCGACGGUGGCGAUGGAAAGAUGGAAC